Gongylonema pulchrum is the source of this 498-nucleotide messenger RNA. Lineage: Eukaryota; Metazoa; Nematoda; Chromadorea; Rhabditida; Gongylonematidae. The record is from the annotation of a GenBank genome assembly.
AUGAAUUUCAGCGAUCAGAUUGCUACGCUGCGAACAGUGCUGAAAUCCAAUAAAUUGACCGCUGAAUCAGCGUUGGCUUCACUGAAAGAGAAAUAUGAAAGCGAAAAAGCGGCGACACAUGAUCUUCUGGAGAAGUUGAGACGUGAGCUCAAGGCUUUCAAAGAAGACGCAGCAACAUUCGCAUCACAUCGAGCAAUGUUUACAGCACGCUGUGAGGAGCUUCAAGCUCAGGUUGAUGAGAUGGCUGCCAGUCAGAGAGCAGCUGAGGAUGAGAAGCGCACUUUAAAUUCGCUGCUGCGAAUGGCUAUCCAACAAAAAUUAGCGCUUACGCAACGAUUGGAAGAUUUGGAAGUAGAUCGUGAAAGACAAACUUUCAAACGCGGUAACAAAGCAUCUGGUCGACUUGCAACAUCGGAUGGCUCUGGGCAGUUGCAUCGUGUUCGCUAUCCAGGACAAAACGCUCAACAACAGCAGAGGAAUCUCAAGAGGGAUUAUUAG